CUUCCGACUACUUCACUUUUUACUUUUCACGCUCUGAUCUACAGUACUUUACCUAACCUCAUGGUAACGGUGUGCAUUUUGCCAACAUAUUCCCUGAUUUCUCCAUCAUGGCCAAGUCUCGUGCGCGCCCCAAAAAGUCAAAACGCGCGCGUCAGCAACAGCAGAAGCCAACGACUAUGCAGCUGCGAAUUGGUAACGCGACAUUAUCCGUCAACAAAGAUGCACUGAUCCGGGGAUCCCCGUACUUCGCUGCCAUGUUGGACGGGAAUUUUCAGGAGAGCGGCGCCGCCACUAUCGAGCUGCAGCAGCCCGAGAACGUCCAUCUUGAAACGCUGGUUAAAUUGGUGGAGCACCUGAGCCGUGGAGACUCCAAGACCAAGUUGUCAGUUGAACGCAAGGACGCCGUCAAAGUGUGGAUGGCCGCCAAAUACCUGCAGAUGGAUGAAGCCGUGGAAAUGGCCGGGGAUAUCUUGCGCGAGAUAAUGCAGCGAUCGGGGAACCUGUACCGCCUGUGGCGUCUGGCUCGUCGGGACGGACUGAUGGAUUUGGAGAGACUGACCUUCAGGGAGAUUGUUCAGCACCAUCCACGCCGCACCUUUUUUACCGAUUCUGAUGAGUUUCUGAAGUGCAGUGCCGAAGAGAUCAAGGACUUGCUGACUGAUGAGGAGUUUGUGCCAGAAUCAGAAGCAGCUGUGUAUCAGGCUGUGUUGCGUUGGUGCAUGCACGGCGCCAAGGGACGCAAACUGCACCAGCAUGAGCUGCUGGAUGAGUGCGUAGUCUGGGAUCAUCUGGACAUAGAGUCUCUGAGAGCCUCCUCCUCGGGGCCUUUGAAUAAAGCGUUAACCCAGAUUCUCGACGAUCGACGCCACGGUCUGAUGGGCAGUGAAGCGUUGCCGAAGCGGGCCAUUCCGAAAGAAGCCAUCUUCUACCAUAUGCGCGAAGGCCAUCCGCACCAGCUCCUCCGCUUAGACUUCAUCCGCAACGAACUGAACAAACUGGAUUCACCACUGCAGACGACGCUGGCCGAAUGCGGGUCCAAGCUCAAAGCGGACGGUUUUGCGGUGGCCGUGGGACGGGAGCUGAUCGUCGCUACUGGAGAUUACUGUGAGAAAGAAGUGAUCGCGAUGGACUGUAUCACCGGCAGCACACGCCCUCUCGUGGUGAAUUCGCCGUUUCGUGCGAACUUGUGCGUGGCGACGGUGGGAGACCGGCUGUACCGUGCUUGUGGAGCUAGUGGAUACGGCGAAAAUUGGUACUGCCACGAUAUGCCCACGGGAAAAGUGCGUCGGGUCCUGCAGAUCCCGUAUUACACGUAUGAGAAGCAUGCAUUUGCCUUACGGUAUAAUCGUCAUGCGAUGCAGGCCUACGCGCUCCCCAACGGCCGAAUCUGGUUCCUGUCGGUUGGAUCCGUGGACGAGAAGCACGAUAACCACCCACAGAGUUGCGUGGAAUCCUACGACAUCCACAGCAACACGUGGAAGAAGCAUGCCAGCUGGACAGAUAAAGACUUAUUCCAUCAUGACAGUGGGAUCAUCGUCUUGCAAGGCUACCUGUACUUCACGGGCGGCUGCGUGUACGACGAUCCCCUGGAGUACCUGGACAGCUAUCCCAACGUGACCACCGCUUGCUACCGCAUCUCGUUGGUCCACGGGUAUUGGCCGGAGCGUAUUGGGGAUCUGAACGUGGCGCGCUACAAUCACUGCGUCUUCGUCAAGGACGGAAAGAUUUGGGUGUACGGCGGAACGACCCACAUCGAUGGGGAUAAUCAGCGGAAACGGGCGCUGACGUCCUUUGAAGCGUACGAUGCUGAGACUAACCAGUGGACCGUGAUGGAGGUGCCGAUGUCGAAGGAACUGCAGGAUGAAGUGGCGGGAGGGGAUUACGCGCAGAAGACCUUCUGUCUGCCGCUGCAACACCGUCUUCCGCCGGUGUACGAUGGGAAGGAAUUUAACGAUCGUGAUGACAAUUAUGAGUACGUUCUGGAGGAAAAUCGUAGCAUCGCAGCGGCAUAUGGAAUGGGAGACGAUUCGGAGAACGACAGUGAUAGCGAGUGGCCCGCUGGUUUGGAUGACUGAUCAUGUACGGCGUGCCUGUAAAUGCUGGGUUUUGCGAUGCUGGGAAUGCUUUUCGCCUUUAGCACUGCUUUAAGGCGUGAUUUAUUUGUAUUUGCUUGUGAUGUUUUUGCGUGCCUGCUUAUUUGAAUACCUGCAUCU
Molecule: messenger RNA, 2213 nt
Organism: Paramacrobiotus metropolitanus
Lineage: Eukaryota; Metazoa; Tardigrada; Eutardigrada; Parachela; Macrobiotidae
Exons: 3
Coding region: 108-2075 (655 amino acids)
Molecular function (GO): protein binding
Source: RefSeq, a predicted model, not a curated record